This is a messenger RNA of Saccharomyces paradoxus, 2910 nucleotides long. It is a transcript of the gene MNR2, whose product is annotated as putative Mg(2+) transporter MNR2. Gene Ontology annotation, cellular component: plasma membrane. Lineage: Eukaryota; Fungi; Ascomycota; Saccharomycetes; Saccharomycetales; Saccharomycetaceae. The record is from RefSeq and is a predicted model, not a curated record. Gene Ontology annotation, biological process: magnesium ion transmembrane transport; intracellular magnesium ion homeostasis. Bases 1 to 2910 code for a protein of 969 amino acids. The transcript has a single exon. Gene Ontology annotation, molecular function: magnesium ion transmembrane transporter activity.
AUGAGCACUGAUAACUCACAGAAGGAUGAAGGUGUUCCUUUGCUUUCCCCUUACUCUAGUAGUCCUCAACUAAGGAAAAAAAAGCGCAAUCAAAAAAGAAGGAAAGACAAGUUUGUUGGUCACUUGAAGUCAGACUCACGUAGACCAACACAACUGUUGCAUGAUAAUUUGCAACACAAUCAUGGCCAGGUGACUGAUUUUGAUCAGAUAGAUUCGUGGGGCAUGCUGCAUGAAUCUGAUUCUACGAGUAAUGACAUAAUAAAAAGUGAGGAUCCUUCGCUCAAGGGCGCGUUCAUUGAUCAUAGGCCCUCAAUGAGCCAACCCAGAGAGGGGCCCCAAAGUGCGUCAAGCGCAGUCCAGCCACAACCAAUAAUGAAGUUCUCAACGCCUAGUUACAAGAAACCCUCAGGAUUAAGACCCUCUGAUCCGAAUAGAUCAUUGGUAUCGGAUUUAUCCCCUUCAGAGCUAGAAUCGUGGUUGAAGAGAAGGAAAUCUGUUCAUAAGAGUUUUGUUGAUGAAAACUCCCCUAGUGAGAGAAGACAAUCGAACGCGAACAAUGAUGUUGUGAUCGAUGUUGAUGCGCUAAUGAACCACGUUAACAAUAAUGCAACUAAUGGGGUUAAUGACAACAGCAAGAGGAGAAAGAAAAAGAGGGGUUCUGAUGAUAGUAGCAACAAAAACUCCAAAACCACGUCCAGUGAUACAAACGAUGAGGAGGAUGAGUAUAAUUCGAGGCCAUCUUCUAGUCUUUCUUCGAAUAAUUCUUCUUUGGAUGAUGUUUGUUUAGUCCUCGACGACGAGGGGAGCGAAGUGCCAAAAGUUUGGCCUGAUUGUACUGUUUUGGAAGAAUUCUCCAAAGAAGAAACGGAGAGACUCAGAAGUCAAGCUAUUCAAGAUGCGGAAGCGUUCCACUUCCAAUACGAUGAAGAUGAAGAGGAUGGUACGUCAAAUGAAGACGGAAUUCUUUUUUCAAAGCCGAUAGUAACCAAUAUCGAUGUCCCUGAAUUGGGUAAUAGAAGGGUUAAUGAAACAGAGAAUUUGAAAAAUGGCCGUUUAAGGCCAAAAAGAAUUGCCCCAUGGCAUUUGAUCCAACGUCCAAUGGUCCUUGGAUCCAACUCAACCAAGGAUUCAAAAUCAAGAAUUCAAAGCGGAUUACAAGAUAAUUUACUAGUCGGAAGAAAUAUUCAGUAUCCUCCUCAUAUCAUCUCUAAUAAUCCAGAACACUUUAGGUUCACUUAUUUUAGGGUAGAUUUGGAUUCUACUGUUCAUUCUCCUACAAUAUCUGGUUUAUUGCAACCUGGUCAAAAAUUUCAAGAUUUAUUUGUCGCUUCUAUAUACUCCCAGGAUAGUAGUGCCGGUCAUAUCAAGACACAUCCAAAUUCUCCAACACCUGGUAUGAAAGCAGAAACCGUAUCUCAACUUCAAGGAUUGACAACCAAGAAUCCUUCCACAUUGUCAUCUAUGUCGGUAGCAAAUAUAGAGGAUGUUCCUCCAUUCUGGUUGGAUGUCAGUAAUCCUACUGAAGAGGAGAUGAAAAUAUUAAGUAAAGCUUUCGGAAUUCACCCUUUAACUACAGAGGAUAUUUUUUUGGGAGAAGUUCGUGAGAAAGUGGAACUAUUUAGAGAUUAUUAUUUGAUUUGUUUUAGAAGUUUUGAUAUUGUGGCAGAAAAGCAUGUUCGUCGGAGGAAAAAGGAAAAGCAAGAGUCCGCUACAUUGGAUCAUGAGAGUAUUUCACGCCGUAAGUCGCAAGCCUACGGAGCCACCAUGUCAAAUGAGUCAAAUGUAAAUAACAAUAAUAGUACCAGCAAUGCUAAUAGAAGCAAAUGGCUUCCAUCAAUUUUACGUUCACGCCGUCGGUCAUCUGCAAACAGAACAACCAACACAUCAUCAUCAAGCUACAAGCGUCGUGUCAAAAGCGAAAAGAAGAAGAUGGAAGAAAACGAAAAAUUCAAAAGAAAAUCAGGAGACAGACACAAACCACGUGAGGGUGAAUUAGAACCAUUGAAUGUUUACAUUAUUGUCUUCAGAACUGGUGUAUUGACAUUUCAUUUUGCCCCCACACCACAUCCCAUCAAUGUUCGAAGAAGGGCAAGGUUACUAAAGGACUACCUUAAUGUUACCUCUGACUGGAUUGCUUAUGCCUUGAUUGAUGACAUUACGGAUGCAUUUGCCCCUAUGAUAGAACUUAUCGAAGAUGAAGUCUAUGAAAUUGAGGAUGCAAUUUUGAAGAUGCAUCAGUCAGAUGAUUCUAGUGAUAGCGAUUCUAGUGAUAGUGACUCCGAUUCUGGCGCUAGCGAUGAGGAUGCAUUCCCAUUCGAUGUUUAUUCUAAAAAGACGUCGUAUUCUAGUGCGAAAUCCAGUGUGAGUUCAAGAAGUAUGAGCAGUUCUGAAGCGUCGUUCAAUGCAAAUUUAAUAGGUUGGAAGAGGAAAGGAGAUAUGUUAAGGCGGAUUGGUGAAUGCCGUAAAAGAGUUAUGAGUAUACUAAGAUUGCUAGGUUCCAAAGCUGAUGUGAUAAAAGGAUUUGCCAAAAGGUAUAAUGAACAAUGGGAAGCUUCGCCACAAUCUGAAAUUGCAAUGUAUUUAGGCGAUAUUCAAGAUCAUAUUGUAACGAUGGUAUCAUCGCUAAACCAUUAUGAAAAACUGUUGAGUAGAUCUCAUUCAAAUUAUUUGGCACAAAUUAACAUUGAUAUGACGAAAGUUAAUAAUGAUAUGAACGACGUCUUGGGAAAAAUUACCAUACUUGGUACUAUUGUUCUGCCAAUGAAUGUGAUUACGGGUUUGUGGGGUAUGAAUGUUAUUGUGCCUGGACAAUACAGGGAUUCAUUGACAUGGUUUAUAGGCAUUGUGCUUUUUAUGUGUAUGCUAGCAUGCUCUGCAUAUAUGUAUACAAAGAGAAGAUUCGGCUUUUAA